This is a messenger RNA of Cryptomeria japonica (Japanese cedar), 945 nucleotides long. RefSeq names its product 36.4 kDa proline-rich protein. The transcript has a single exon. The record is from RefSeq and is a predicted model, not a curated record. NCBI's taxonomy places the organism in Eukaryota, Viridiplantae, Streptophyta, Pinopsida, Cupressales, Cupressaceae. The coding region runs from base 238 to 654 and encodes 138 amino acids.
GUAAAAUACAUGUGAUCUAUGACGGCUAAUCAAUUAUCGUAGUGUACAGUAGCCCAAGUAGACGUAAAAGUAUUGGAAUUGUCAUGGAGUUCACAAGCAGCACUUAGUACUGUGUAUCUCAUUGAUUCACUGACUCAAAAGCCAAGGCCUAUAAAUACCCAGCAAAACCCACUCAUCAACACAAUAACGGUGCUCAGUAAUUGGUCUUCUACUUCAUUUUUCUGAGAAAGCAAGACAAUGAUGAUGAAAAAGGCAGUAGCACUGAUGCUCAUUGUUAUGGUGGAGGUAGCAAUGGCGCAUGGAGGAUACAAAUAUCCUCCCACUCCCAAAACUCCAAAGACCCCUUCUACUCCUGGUACUGGAAAGACUCCUCCAUCAGGUGGUGGUACUUCAGGACAAUGCCCAAUUGACGCUUUGAAGCUGGGAGCCUGUGUGGAUCUGCUCAGUGGGCUUGUUCAUGUGGGUUUAGGAGAUCCUGUUACAAAUCAGUGCUGUCCUCUGAUUCAAGGAGUUGCGGCAUUAGAGGUAGCUCUGUGUUUGUGUACAACAAUUAGGGUUAAGCUUCUCAACCUCAAUGUGAUUCUUCCAGUAGCACUGAGUCUUGUUGCUUCUUGUGGAUUGACUGUACCACCUGGAUUCAAAUGCCCUGCUUAGUAAGCUGCUCCUCUGAUUUGGUAUUCUAUGGGGGUUGUUGUGUGUUUGCCAUCAUUGCAUUACAAAUUGUCCAGAAUGUUAUGGUAUGUUGUGUGAAUCUGUCGUGGAGGUCAGUCAUUGUGGGGUAUGCAAAGUGGUUUUGAGAGUAUUGUUCAGAGUUUUUAAGGUCUGUGUUGUGAGAAUAAAGCGGUAAUCCGUGUACGUGGUUUGCAGCUUGUAUUCAUUCCUUAUGCAUCUAGAAAGGAUGGUUUAGAAUGGAUGAAUAGAUUGUUAAUGUCUUAUUCUGUGAUA